Dracunculus medinensis (Guinea worm) is the source of this 1521-nucleotide messenger RNA. The record is from the annotation of a GenBank genome assembly. NCBI's taxonomy places the organism in Eukaryota, Metazoa, Nematoda, Chromadorea, Rhabditida, Dracunculidae.
AUGUCACGACCACAUUUGCAAGCUUUACAAAGCUGCACAAUUGAGCAUUAUCGAAAAGAUCAAAUGGAGAAUCACCAUUCAAAGUUUCAUGGGAAAAUUGAUUCCAACCUAAUGGAAGAUAAAACUACGCAAUUAUUUAGUACAUGUCAAGAUCUAUCUAUGCAGUUGCUGGGGACAGCAGGUAAUACACCAGGACCAACUGCCGAAAAGGCUCAGCUUGCAUAUAAUGAGUCAUUAGCAACUUAUGCUAUGAAUCAAAGCAGAAAAAGAAAAAGAUAUACAAUUCCAGACGUGUUCGCUUCAAAAGAGUUAAGAACAGCAAGUUCAUCAUUUGCAAAAAUUUCCUGCCAAAAUCUUUGCAAAUUGGAAUCGAACUUGCGCUCUCAAAAAUUGGCAAAACCAUAUCAAUCACUUUUAAAUGAACAGAAUAUAAAUUCGAACGUUGAAAAUAGCAAAAAUUUUUCACCACAUGUAUAUGAAUCGGAGUCGCUAAGAUUAACGUCAAGUUCACAGCUUCCAUCACCAGUAUCAAGUUCGGUAAAUUCUGAGGGAUCGAAAGGCGCCUCUGAUACUAUUAAAUUAUCCAUGGAUGAUUUUUUGAAGUUCAAUAGAUCGAGAUAUCGAGUACACCACAUGUUUAACUAUUAUUGUUCUUAUAUCAUUUGGCUGACGGAUAAAUUCUUCAUUCGGAUUCGGGGUUUACACGUUUUAAAUCAUUUGGCUAAAGAUGUUGGUAUUAAUAGAUAUGCGUGUAAACUAUGUGAUUUUGGUCAUGAACGGUCACAGUCAGUGCAGAUACACUCAAAGCGAGAGCAUGGACAGGAUGAUUGUAUAGAAGAUCGAAUUCAGCUUUAUGCGAAAGAAGUACAAGAAAUGUCCGAAAAGUGUUUCGGGUUCCAUGCUUUAUAUGGUCAAGAUUGUAAAGGACGAAAUAAAAUUCCCGUGACUGAAGAAAGUUGUAACGAAGAUAGUCAAGUAAUAGAUCGUUCUUGUACGCAAACAGAUCAUUUGCUACCGAAAUCUCUGCCGCAUACUACAUCAUCAAUUGCCUCCCGGUUUCGUAAGCUAAAAUCUCGUCGUUUUGGCAUCCGUAAACAGCCAUCUCGAUCAAAGCGAAAAGAAAUGGCUAUUUUGAGAGAAAAAAGUAUUAAAUUUGGAGGUGCGCAGUAUAUUAGAAAACGAACAAAUGAGACUGCGCAAUGUGAAGUAAUUCUAAAAUGUGGUGUUGAGAUAACUUCUCGCUUAAUCCAUCAUGCUUAUACUCAUCUUAAUAAAAAUCUGUUUCUUUGCCCUAUUUGCAAUCUUGGAAGCUCAAAUAGAGAUACGAUGAUUCGACACAUUCGUGAUAUACAUGAUUCCAGUUUCAAUCCAACUGAUGAUCGGAUCACUUAUGCCAAAGAAAUUAAAGAAAUCAUAAAAGCAUGUUUCUCUGAUUUUUUCGUUGAUGCUCCCCUACCAACAACGGAAGAUUACGCAAAACUAUAUUUUGAACCUCAUCCUCCAUUGCACAUGAUUUUUUAA